GGAAGAUGAUACACGAUGGAUUUGUCUCGUCCUUAUGGAUAUGCAUGUUCACAUUUCCUCUCAGAUUAUGACAAGAGCUCCUCUUUGUCAUGCAAGCUGAUGACGGAGAAUGAGUGCUGGAUCUCUUUUAAUGUGGUGGGAAGUGAGACAGGGACCACUGCGUACAAUCUCCAGAUGUACGGUUGCCCGGAGCCUCCGAACAUCCCCAUGAUCAUUCUGGGUGUCUCCCUUUCCAUUGUGUGUAUCGGCCUGAUCCUGCUGGCUGUGUGGAAGGUGCUGGUGUCGGUGCACGACCGUAAAGAGGUGGCCAAGUUUGAGGCUGAGAAGGCAAAGGCAAAAUGGCAGUCGGGGACCAACCCUUUGUUCAGAAGCUCGACGUCUACUUUUAAAAAUGUAACUUACAAGAACACGCAGAGAGAAAAGAUUAUAACCGUGAAUGCCUACUGAUGACUACUGAACUGGGGACAAUGCAAACCAACACCUGAGUGCACUUAAGUGUGUGUAUGUGUAUGUGUGUGUAUGUGGAUAAUAGACUGUAUAUAAAGAUGGACGACGUGCCUGCUCCCUAAAAUUGAUUGCCCCCUGGUAGUCGCCUGCUUUAUAGGUCAUAAACUCUGCCUUCUCCAUGGUAGUGGAUGGGACAUGGACCAAACUAAAAGUGAUAGUAUUCAUCAAAUACAUUUUUCUCAAAGAUUUUAGGUAGUUCUAAUCACACUGAUGUUUGUUCAAGCAUUUUUCUGGUAGGUUUGGUUUUAAUAAGUCAUUAGAUGCUAUAAAAUUGGGAUAAAAGCUGAGACUGACUCACAAUUGGUGGUGGGCGUGAAUCGGCUGGAACUCGUCACCGCUACCUCUGGCUUCAACCUCUCAAGCUGGCAGAGUUUGUAUUAGGCCUUUGGCUUCAUUUUUUGGAUAGUGUAGCAAGUGGAGACGUGUCGUCCACCUUUAUUUAGAGUUUGUUGUGUGGAUCUAUCUGUGUUGACUCAGAGAUGUUGGAACACAGUGAACGGAUGAACGUUACAUGAUGAACUUGCUGCUGUAAAAGUGCACUGUCCAUGUACUAAACACUGCACUCUCCUGUUGCAUGAUCCUGCAAACUGACGUUUGUCCACUGUAACAUGCAGCUUGAAAGGAGGAGUCUACACUACGAGUGGUCUACUACUGAAAAAAGUCUUUAAUUUUAAUGAAUGUAAAUAUGCAGGUGGAUGAUUGUGAUUUUUUAAAAUAUUGUGCUUGAUGUUUUAUUUCAAAGCAAGGCUGAGCCUUCAAUGUUUUUUAGUGACAUGGCACAUAAAUAAAGCAAAGUUCUGA
Molecule: messenger RNA, 1308 nt
Organism: Paralichthys olivaceus (Japanese flounder)
Lineage: Eukaryota; Metazoa; Chordata; Actinopteri; Pleuronectiformes; Paralichthyidae
Source: RefSeq, a predicted model, not a curated record